Messenger RNA from Plasmodium gaboni, 969 nucleotides. RefSeq names its product putative ribonuclease H2 subunit C. The record is from RefSeq and is a predicted model, not a curated record. Gene Ontology annotation, cellular component: ribonuclease H2 complex. NCBI's taxonomy places the organism in Eukaryota, Apicomplexa, Aconoidasida, Haemosporida, Plasmodiidae. Bases 1 to 969 code for a protein of 322 amino acids. Gene Ontology annotation, biological process: RNA catabolic process. The transcript has a single exon.
AUGAUUUCUUUUUUUAACGAAGAUACAAAAGAAGAAGACAAAUUAUUACAAGAAAUAUUAGAGAGUAAGAAUGAUAAGAUACCAAGUAUAAUAAAAGAAAUAGUGACCUCUUAUUUAUCAAAGAGUAAUAGACUCGAAAAAAAAGAGGAAUCGUCAUGUGUAAAAAAUGAAGAGGUAUACUAUGAUAGAGGACCAUAUGAAGAUAUACAAUUUAAUAAAAAUAAUAUAAAGGAACAUAUAAAAUACCCAAAUAAUAAUAUAUAUAAUAGUAAUGAUUGUAAUAUACCUUUAAAUUAUAGUAAUGAAGAGUUAUUAAAUCUUAAAGUUGAUACAAAUAUAUUUCCUUUUCAUAUAAAAAAGAAUGGUAAAAUAAAUGCUGAUAUUUUUUUUAUACCUUAUAAUAGUAUAGAUGAUGAAGAUGUAAUAACAGAAUAUACAUAUAGCUAUAAUUAUUAUGAUAUAUAUUCUGAAAAUAUUGAACAAGUUAAUAAAUCUUUUCAUUCAAAUAAAAAAAGGAAAAUAAUGACAAAUAAAAAUGAUAAUUCAAAUAAUGAAUUUUUCAUAAAGAAAGAAAUAAAUGAAAAUAAUAAUAAUAUAGAAAACAUAAAAAAUAUAAAUUCCAAUGAAAUCAAAAACAAAAGAACUAACUUCCAAAAAUUAUUAGUUCAUUUUAGAGGGAGACUAUUUAUUGGAUGUCAUAUAAAUUAUUCUUAUUUUAAAAUAAAAACAUAUUUAGCUAUGAUAAAAGAUCAUGAAGACAUAGAUGAUAAACAAAAUAUGACACUUUUAAAUUAUGUUAAUAAAAACAUACAAACAUAUAAUUUAAUUCAAAAUGCUACAUAUUGGAAACAAGAUGAAUAUCCUGAUUAUACUGAUCAAAAUAUACAAAAACUUUUCUUCUUUCUAAUUCUAACACCUUUAAAUAAUUACAAUGAAGAGAGUGAAUUAAAUAAUGACGUUGUUUUUUGA